AUGGAGGAUCAGCGCAGGCCGAGUCAUGCCGCGGGAUAUCCAGCCUCGGCCGACACCAAGCGCGGCGGCAACUUGGCUGCCGCCGACACCGAGGGCGGCAGGGCACUGGCUGCCGCAAGGCGUGCCCAGCGCCGUCUCGGCCUCAGGAAAAGCCAGCGCGCACCAAGAGAAAUCCGGCCUCUGCCGACAGUAGAGGCCGCCGGUCCUUCGCCGCCGCCGACGAGAAGUUCGGACGUUCCGCGGGACAUUCGGCCACAGCCGACAUGGAGGGCCGCCGGCCCUUCGCCGCCGACGAGAAGUUCGGACGCGCCGCGGGAUAUCCAGGCUCUGUCGACACCGACGGCGGCAGGGCGCCGGCUGCCGCAAGGCGGGCCUAGCGCCGUCUCGGCCUCAGGAAAAGCCAGCGCGCACCGAGGGAAAUCCGGCCUCUGCCGACGGUGGAGGCCGCCGGGCCUCGCCGCCGCCGACGAGAAGUUCGGACGUUCCGCGGGAUAUUCGGCCACAACCGACUUGGAGGGCCGCCGGCCCUUCGCCGCCGUCAAGCGGGACUAG
Molecule: messenger RNA, 552 nt
Organism: Hirsutella rhossiliensis
Lineage: Eukaryota; Fungi; Ascomycota; Sordariomycetes; Hypocreales; Ophiocordycipitaceae
Exons: 1
Coding region: 1-552 (183 amino acids)
Source: RefSeq, a predicted model, not a curated record